Molecule: messenger RNA, 1824 nt
Organism: Mauremys reevesii (Reeves's turtle)
Lineage: Eukaryota; Metazoa; Chordata; Testudines; Geoemydidae
Product: kunitz-type serine protease inhibitor bitisilin-3-like
Exons: 9
Coding region: 483-1070 (195 amino acids)
Molecular function (GO): serine-type endopeptidase inhibitor activity
Source: RefSeq, a predicted model, not a curated record
CAAACUCCUGAAUGUGCCUGAAGUUAUUAACCAUUUCCAGGGGUGCAGGGUCAUUGGGUUGUGUGCAGUACAGAGCUGUUUCCAGUGCCAGCAGCUAGGGACAAAGCAUACAAUUCAGCAUCCAGUGUAUAGAGAACGCAAGGUUUCUCUGACUUGAGACCAUCUUACCUCUGCUGCAAAAUGCCUCCCACUGACUGUGUGCUCUGAGCCUUCUGGCUUGUUCCUGUUUCCCCAGUGAAGGUGAAGCUGAGUUGCAGUGUAUUGGAAAGGGAGGUUUCUGAUGUGCAUGGUCAUUUAUGAAUAUGUUGAACAGAACUGGUCCCAGUACAGUUCCUUGGGGGACCUGGCUAUUUACAGCAUUGCAGAGGUAAUGAGCAGAUGCCUGCCAAUGGCAGUAGACGCAGCCUUGCUGUCAUUGCUUUGGAGAGCCUUGGGAAAGCAUGAGCCAGGAUUUUGGAUGAGAACUAAAGUGCUGGGAUGGAAUGUUGUCACUGAACUGCUGUGGGGAGAAACAAGUAUGUAAUGAGCCAAUGGAUGAAGGGGUACAUGGAGACAAGAUUGGGAUCCGACUCUACUAUGAUAAAACCACAGAUCGCUGUAAACCAUUUGCAUACAGAGGUGCUGGUGGGAAUGGGAAUCGCUUCUUCACUGACAGGCAGUGUAUGAAGAGAUGCUCUACGUUAGCUGAACAAAUCUAUCCGGAUGAUGACCGUGUUUGCCUGUUGGAGAAGGAUCUUGGACAUUGUAAAGGGACCUACUUGUUGUGGUAUUUUGAUCAUGCACUGAAGAAGUGUAGGACCUUCAUUUAUGGAGGUUGUGCAGGAAAUGGAAAUAGAUUUGUUAAUGAGACAACAUGUUGCCAGAAGUGUGCUCAGGCUCCUGCGUGUGAACAAACAGGAAAGGAAGAUGAAGGGCCUGAUGUAGGCUUGGUGCUUGGAAUCACUGUGGGAUGUACUGCAGCAGUUAUCUUGAUAUCUUCACUUGCCAUUUUCCUUCAGAAAAUAGUGAAGAAAUAUUCAACCAGAGAAAAGAAGCAAAAUAACCCCCUGGCUAAUAUGGAAAUGUACUAACCAGAAAGAAAAACCUUCUUAUUUCCUUGGAUUAAUGCAGUGAAUUCCUUGAUUUGUAUCAUAUGGUUUUGUUAUAUGAAAUAUUGUUUAUACUUUCUAAAGAACCUAUAAAAUGCGUACUAGGAUUUACACAUCCUAUUCAUCCGGUCCAGUGUAUGGGACAGCUCUCAUCCCAUUUGAGGGACAUAUGUAAGAAACCCCAUAGCUUAGUGCAUUAAGCAUUGCACUAGUGGUAACUUAACUCAAAAUACUGUCUCUCUGAACUAAAUCCUGCUUUUAGCUACACAGCUGGAAAUGAAGAAUAACUCCACUGAGCUUAGUCUAAAUUGUUUAUGAUGUUGUGGGAAACUGGACCAUAUGUGCUUUUAGUGAGUCUGUUCUUCCCGCUUCAGGCACAUGCAGAAUUUCCAUUAAUGUUAAUUAGAAAGACAAUGUUCUCCCAAGACUUCUUGUGGCUCAGUAGUGUGCUGUAUUAGAUGCUUUCCAAACUCCUCAUCGGAGAAUCUUUACUGAGAUGGUAGUUCCAAAAUCAUCUGCAUUAUUAAAUGGUGAUGUAACACUUAAGUCACCGGCUGUACCUGCGCCUAUUGUCCAUGUGCAGUGCAGUUUGCUGCCCAAAAUGAGAGAGAGAGCAAAGGAAUGCAAGACUCGGAAGUACUGCAGCAGUACUCAGAAGAAUGCAACAAGCGACAAAGAGUCCUGUGGCACCUUACAGACUAACAGACAUAUUGACGAAGUGGGUAUUCACCCACGA